CUUGGACUUUCUCACUGGCUGGACAGAGAGUUUGUGAUCCUACUGGCUUCUUUGUCUCCAGAAUAAUCUGCAAAGACCGCUGGUUUUAUUCUGGACAAAAGAUCUCCCUUUGGUUUUGCAGCUGCCCCAGGAACAUGGAAAAAGGAGCAGAUCUGAAGUAUAUGUCAGGAUUUGGUAAUGAGCAUAGCUCUGAAGACCCCCGCUGUCCCGGAGCUUUGCCAGAAGGACAGAAUAAUCCUCAGGUAUGUCCUUAUGGGCUGUACGCUGAACAGAUCUCGGGUUCAGCAUUCACCUGCCCACGAUCUACCAACAGGAGAAGUUGGAUGUACAGGAUUCUGCCAUCUGUUUGUCAUAAGCCCUUUCAACCUGUGGAUCAAGGUUAUCUGACACAUAACUGGGAUGAAGCUGAGCCGGAGCCUAAUCAGCUGCGAUGGAAACCUUUUGAGAUCCCAAUAACAACGCAGAGAAAAGUGGACUUUGUAACUGGAUUGCACACUUUGUGUGGUGCUGGUGAGCCCAGAUCUCGGAAUGGGCUUGCGAUCCACGUCUUUACCUGUAACACCUCCAUGUCCAACAGCUGUUUUUACAAUUCUGAUGGAGACUUUCUGAUUGUACCACAGCAAGGAGAGUUGUUAAUAACUACAGAGUUUGGAAAGUUGUUGGUGGAGCCCAAUGAAAUCUGUGUCAUUCAGCAAGGGAUGCGAUUUAGUGUAGAAGUAUCUGGAGAAACUCGGGGCUAUGUCUUGGAAGUAUAUGGUGUACAUUUUGAGCUGCCUGACUUGGGACCUAUUGGAGCCAAUGGCUUGGCUAAUCCACGUGAUUUCCUUGUGCCCGUGGCCUGGUAUGAAGAUCGGCAAGUAGCUGGGGGUUAUACCAUCAUCAACAAGUACCUGGGGAAACUCUUUGCAGCACAGCAGAACUGCUCUCCAUUCAAUGUUGUAGCCUGGCAUGGAAACUACACCCCAUACAAGUACAACCUCAGCAAUUUUAUGGUUAUAAAUUCUGUGGCUUUUGACCAUGCAGAUCCCUCUAUCUUCACCGUCUUAACUGCAAAGUCAACUCGUCCUGGAGUGGCAGUUGCUGAUUUUGUUAUAUUUCCACCCCGCUGGGGAGUGGCAACCAAUACUUUCCGUCCACCUUAUUACCACAGAAACUGCAUGAGUGAGUUUAUGGGCUUAAUCAAAGGAACAUAUGAGGCGAAGGAACAAGGAUUUCUACCUGGAGGUGGCACUCUGCAUAGUAUGAUGACACCUCAUGGGCCAGAUGCUGUCUGUUUUGAGAAAGCAAGUACCAGCAAGCUACAGCCUGAGAGAGUUGCAGAGGGAACUAUGGCCUUCAUGUUUGAGACUUCUUUUAACUUGGCUCUCACCAACUGGGCUCUGAAAACUAGCCUGGACAAGAGCUACUACAAGUGCUGGGAAUCACUGAAGAGCCAUUUUAAUGCAAAACACAAGUGAAGAGUCUAGAUAUGUGUAUGCUCAGAUUUUUCCUGCCAGCAUAACUAAACAUUAUCAAGGGAAGUGGGCCUUGAUCAGUAUUACAUGCAAAUAUUUAUGAGCAGCUGAAACGAUAAGUGACUAGUAACUGUGACAGAAUAAAACAAAACCACAUGUCUUAAUUACCCAAAUAAUGCUUUAUAUGUGAAACUAAAGUAAAGGUAAAGGUUUCCCCUGACGUUAAGUCCAGUUAUAUCUGACUCUGGGGGUUGGUGCUCAUCUCCAUUUCUAAGCCGAAAAGCCAGCGUUGUCCAUAGACACCUCCAAGGUCAUGUGGCCAGCAUGACUGCAUGGAGCACCGUUACCUUCCUGCCGGAGUGGUACCUAUUGAUCUACUCACAUUUGCAUGUUUUCGAACUGCUAGGUUGGCAGAAGCUGGAACUAAGAGCGGACGCUCACUCUGCUCCCCGGGUUCGAACCUUCAGGUCCAGCAGCUCAGCACUUUAACACACUGUGCCACUGGUGGCUCCACAUGUGAAACUAGAAAAGUCAAAAAAUCGCCCAUUGUUUAAUAUCCAAUGCAACAAAAUACCUGUCUGGUGCAUUUUCAAAAUUAGAAUCACUUAUUUUUUUAAUAGAAAACUAAAAAUAGUCAUGUUUCAUGAAAAUUUGGGGUUGGGUAGCCACUGGAUUGCUAGAAUGCGACAACCAUAGCUUCGGUUCUCCAGAACUCUUCACCAUAUUUAGAAUAGAAUUCUAUUUAUAUAGAAUAGAGGAUGGGAAUUUCCUUGGUCUAAAUUAUUUACAGUCUUGCAAGGAGUGAUUUCUCAAAUAAAGACUGGAACUCAA
This is a messenger RNA of Anolis carolinensis (green anole), 2285 nucleotides long. It is a transcript of the gene hgd, whose product is annotated as homogentisate 1,2-dioxygenase. Gene Ontology annotation, molecular function: homogentisate 1,2-dioxygenase activity. Gene Ontology annotation, cellular component: cytoplasm. The transcript is spliced from 14 exons. Lineage: Eukaryota; Metazoa; Chordata; Lepidosauria; Squamata; Anolidae. The coding region runs from base 135 to 1457 and encodes 440 amino acids. The record is from RefSeq and is a predicted model, not a curated record. Gene Ontology annotation, biological process: L-phenylalanine catabolic process.